Molecule: messenger RNA, 245 nt
Organism: Schizophyllum commune H4-8
Lineage: Eukaryota; Fungi; Basidiomycota; Agaricomycetes; Agaricales; Schizophyllaceae
Exons: 1
Coding region: 56-226 (56 amino acids)
Source: RefSeq, a predicted model, not a curated record
AAAUUGAGCGCGUGCGGCUGAUAUCCCAAUCGCCUGUGUAACACACCAUUGCGUAAUGACUAAGUUGCCGCCGACCAUCCCGGUAUGCGACAACCUUCGACUCUCCGUCACUCAUCGGGACCAUCCGGUCCAGAGCUCGUUCUCGAUGUUUCGACCCGGAUUUAGCCAUUUUGACGAUCCUUUUCCACGUCCUGGCAGCGUCCUCAUCCUCCCUGAAGGCCGAUGACCACUUCUGCCUAUCCCGC